GGUUCCCAUCCCCUGCCGCGGGCAGGGCUGCCCAGCGCUCAGCCAGGCACCCACCGGGGAUAGGGCAGCAGCACAGUGCAGGAAGGCUGCACGGAGGUCCCCCCGGAGCCCACUGUUCCCCAGGCCGAGCACUCCCAGCUCUCAGCCCGUCCCUGUAGCAGAGCUGCUCCGACCCCCGAGCAUCCCCGCGGGCUCCUCCGGACCCUUCCAGCCUUCUGGAUGCAGGACGCUAGAGGGGACCUCCGGAGGGCAGAGCAGAGGCACGGCCCCCCUCCCGGCGUCCCUCCUCCCCCCCCCAACGUCGGUGCAGCUGGGAGCGAUCCCAGCGCCGCUCAGCUCUCGGCGCGGUACUCACUGCACAGCAGCCCUGCCCACCACAGCCACUCCCGCAGGUGAAGGGGAAAAAAAAAGGAUGAGUAAGAGCAAGGACGACGCUCCGCAUGAGCUGGAGAGCCAAUUCGUGCUGCGGCUGCCGCCGGAAUAUGCCUCCACUGUGAGGAGAGCAGUUCAGUCCGGGAGCGUCAACCUGAAGGACAGACUCACCAUUGAGCUGCACGCCGAUGGGCGCCAUGGGAUCGUUCGUGUGGAUCGAGUGCCUCUGGCAGCCAAGCUGGUGGACCUGCCCUGCAUCAUCGAGAGCUUAAAGACCAUCGAUAAGAAAACCUUCUAUAAGACAGCAGAUAUCUGCCAGAUGCUUGUUUGCACUGUGGAUGGCGAUCUGUACCCUCCUUUGGAAGAGCAGACUGUGAGUACUGACCCCAAGGCAAACAAGAAGAAGGACAAGGACAGAGAGAAGAAAUUCAUCUGGAACCAUGGCAUUACUCUUCCCCUGAAAAACGUACGGAAGAGACGAUUCCGGAAGACAGCUAAGAAGAAGUACAUUGAAUCUCCUGAUGUGGAGAAGGAGGUGAAGCGUCUCCUGAGCACCGAUGCUGAAGCUGUCAGUGUCCGCUGGGAAGUCAUUGCCGAAGAUGAAACAAAAGAAGUGGACAACCAUGGUUCACUCACGAGCCUGGACAUUUCUUCCCCAGGGAUGUCGGGACAUAAACAAGGCCACGGCUCCUCAGAGCACGAUGAACUGCGGGAGAUAUUUAAUGACAUCAGCAGCAGCAGCGAGGAUGAAGAUGAGAGGGAUCAUCACGAUGAUGAAGACCUGAACAUUAUGGACACCGAGGAGGACUUGGAGAGGCAGCUGCAGGACAAACCAAAUGAAUCCGAUGGGCAGCAGCAGGAGAAUGAGGGGUCCAACCAGAUAGUCAUGGGCAUCCAGAAACAGAUCGACAACCUGAAGAGUAAACUUCAGGAGACCCAGGACAGGAGGAAGCGCCAGGAGGAUCUCAUCAUGAAAGUAGAGAACCUAGCCCUCAAGACCCGUCUCCAAGCUGUGCUGGAUGAAUUCAAACAGCAGGAAGAGCGAGAGAAGCAGCAGAUGACAUCUCUGCAGGAGCAGCUGGAGUCCCUCAUGGAGAAGUGAAGCAUGGGCCUGACCAGAGCAGCAGGGCACGUAGAGGCAGGUGGAGCUGGAAGUGCUCAAUCCCAUGCUGAAGUCUUGCUGCAGUCACUGCUGCUGCUUUAGGGCAGUGCAAGAGGUUCUGUGUCCAGCACUGCUCCUAUGGGCCUUGUGCUGAGCUUGGCUGUAGAGUUAGGCCUGUGGGAGCAGCCAAAUGCUGGGACUUGCUGUAAAUAUUCAAGAGGGGUCUGGUUCUGCCUGGGUCAGUGUGGUGCAGCUCUGUGCACCUCACUGAGUCUUGAAUGUGGUGGGCUGUACCCUGGUGGGAGCUUGUCAGGGUAUUUGGGAAAUGCUUGUCUGCAAACCAGACUCAAUAAAGGACCGUUUCCUAC
Messenger RNA from Gallus gallus (chicken), 1842 nucleotides. It is a transcript of the gene TAF7, whose product is annotated as TATA-box binding protein associated factor 7. Gene Ontology annotation, biological process: RNA polymerase II preinitiation complex assembly; transcription initiation at RNA polymerase II promoter. Gene Ontology annotation, molecular function: RNA polymerase II general transcription initiation factor activity. NCBI's taxonomy places the organism in Eukaryota, Metazoa, Chordata, Aves, Galliformes, Phasianidae. The transcript has 12 exons. The coding region runs from base 413 to 1474 and encodes 353 amino acids. Gene Ontology annotation, cellular component: transcription factor TFIID complex. The record is from RefSeq and is a predicted model, not a curated record.